AUGCGCUCGAAAUCUCUGAUGCAUCAAAAACGGAGCGUAAGUGAAUACGGUCAGAAUGCUUUGAGCAACGCGACCAUUUUUAAAACCUUCCCAGUAUGCGCCAGUGUACUUAUUGUGAUACCAGUCGUUUUCUCGGCUCCAGUCAAUGCAGCACACGAAUUUAGAGCCUUUCGCAUGCAGCAUUAUGACCUACAUGGCGUGCCAUAUGGUUCAAGAAGUGCUUUGGUCAACAUGGAAGCUCGUCCGGUUACGGCACGAACCGUCUCUAGAAGAUGCAUUGUAGUAAGAAUGAGAGAUUUGGCUUAUGACCACUUUAAAGCGAUGGUUGGACAAGGAGUAGGGGCUGUCCUUGUCCUUUUGCCUACAAAUAUAUCAUCUUACUCUCCUGAAGAAAUAGAGCAUUUGCAGGAGCUCGAAGAACAGAUGUUACUCGAGGAAUUUCAGCCUGCGUAUUUCACUCGAGAAGAUGAGGAGUUGUUUCAGAUACAUGGUCAGAUAAGCAAAGCUACAACAAGUGAUCAGGCUGGCACAGCAUUUUCAGCAUUAUUUGAUGUUGCUUCAACGAGCGGUUAUCAAAUGGUUGCAAGUACUAGUGAGGCGAAGCAAAUGAAAGAUUUUGUUCUAACCAACAUACAGGGUCGUCUGGUUGGAGAUGGGAUUGAUGAACAAUUACCUACUUUAGCCAUCGUUACUCAUUAUGAUUCAUUUGGUAUUGCACCUGGUCUUGCGACUGGUGCUGACUCCAACGCGAACGGAAUCGUUGCUCUUCUUGAAAUCGCUCGAAUUUUCGCGCAACUUUAUGACGAUGAAACGAUGAAGGCAAAAUACAACAUUGUGUUUCUCCUCUCCGGUGGUGGGAACUUCAACUAUCUAGGUACAAGAAAAUGGCUCGAGGAUCAAAUUGAAAACUCGGAAAACAGCAUUCUGAACGAAGUGGAAUACGUGUUGUGUCUUGACAGUAUCGGCAUCUCAAACCAAAUUUUCAUGCAUGUAUCCAAACCGCCAAAAGAAAAUACGCCCGGACAUCGACUUGUCGAAGCAUUUCGGGAGGUUGCCGAACUUUAUAGCGGCGUUAAUUUCACGCUUGUUCACAAAAAGGUAAAUUUAGCGGAGGAGCUGGUCGCCUGGGAACACGAACGGUUCUCAUUACGUCGUCUUCCUGCUGGUACCUUAUCGCAUUUUAGUAAACCCAAAGAAUUAGGGCGAAGGUCGAUCAUUCAAAAGGAACCCGUCAACAUCAAUAUUUUGGAACAGCAUAUACGUUUCAUCGCGGAGGCAAUCGCAAGACACGUCUACAACACUUCAUCGAAGAUAUUCCGUGGUCACGUGGAGAUCUUUAACGGCGCCAUGGACCUCAAUAUGGACUUCGUGGAGACAUGGCACUAUUAUUUGACUAGCCAUCCUCGAGCUGUUCAAUUUAUAACGAAGAAUCAUCCGUUGCUGAAAGCUUUCGAACAGCAUUUAUCGAAAUACAUAAAAGAAGUGAAGAGGAUUAACAUUAAAGCUGAUAAAAGAGAUCCUGAUUUUGUAUUCUACGAUGCUUUGGAGGCGACCAUGUUUGCCUACAGGGUGAAACCGGCUGUUUUUGAUUUGUUUCUUGCUGCUGGUAUAACCUGUUACAUUGGUCUGUUUUACUUAGCAAUUACGAAAUUUUCACUUUUGGUGGACAUGUUGCCGAAACCGUCCGGCACCUUAAAGAGCAAGUCCGCUUGAGAGGUUCGCUCAGAUAAGUGGCUUCAUAAGCCUCAAUUAACUUGAAAACUGAAUUCAUCUUUAUCUUACAUGAUAUAUAAAUUAAAGAAGAUUUUUGAUA
Xenia sp. Carnegie-2017 is the source of this 1813-nucleotide messenger RNA. RefSeq names its product nicalin-like. The record is from RefSeq and is a predicted model, not a curated record. Gene Ontology annotation, cellular component: endoplasmic reticulum membrane. Lineage: Eukaryota; Metazoa; Cnidaria; Anthozoa; Malacalcyonacea; Xeniidae. Gene Ontology annotation, biological process: regulation of signal transduction.